UUUGGGCUUCCGUAGUCGCCAGGAUCCCAGGAGCUGGGAAUUGACCUUUAGUGUUGCGUUUCUGUGUCUCAGGCGGUGGCCCUGGGCUGUGGGAACAGCGGGACGAUCCGAUUAUCUGUGCUCCGGCUGCAUCAUGGUCCAGCUUAGUGAGUCAUCUCGGCCCCGAGAGAUUACGGGGCAGUCGCUGGGAUUGAGUGGCCGAGUCGAUUUCGUAGGUACCUUCCUGUGUAGGGCUUACCGUGGUGGCCACUUAACCAUCCGGCUUGCCCUGGGUGGCUGCACCAACCGGCCCUUUUAUCGCAUUGUGGCUGCUCACAACAAGUGUCCCAGGGAUGGCCGUUUUGUGGAGCAGGUGGGCUCCUAUGAUCCACUCCCGAACAGCCAUGGAGAAAAACUCGUUGCUCUGAACCUGGAGAGGAUCCGGCAU
Molecule: messenger RNA, 427 nt
Organism: Octodon degus (degu)
Lineage: Eukaryota; Metazoa; Chordata; Mammalia; Rodentia; Octodontidae
Gene: Mrps16
Product: mitochondrial ribosomal protein S16
Exons: 2
Biological process (GO): mitochondrial translation
Cellular component (GO): ribosome; mitochondrial small ribosomal subunit
Molecular function (GO): structural constituent of ribosome
Source: RefSeq, a predicted model, not a curated record